This is a messenger RNA of Paramisgurnus dabryanus, 3145 nucleotides long. RefSeq names its product ATP-binding cassette, sub-family G (WHITE), member 4b (gene abcg4b). Gene Ontology annotation, cellular component: plasma membrane. Gene Ontology annotation, molecular function: ATP binding; ABC-type sterol transporter activity; ATP hydrolysis activity. Gene Ontology annotation, biological process: cholesterol efflux; transmembrane transport; cholesterol homeostasis. The record is from RefSeq and is a predicted model, not a curated record. Lineage: Eukaryota; Metazoa; Chordata; Actinopteri; Cypriniformes; Cobitidae.
CGCGCGAGCACACGCGUGCAUUCAUUGCUGUACUGUACUGUAUGGGAUUAACUGUCGCAGUUCUGUAUAGUCUUACUGGGAUAUUGUGAACUGGUUUCACUGGGCGGAGCCGAUAAAGAGAAAUAAAGAUGUUAGGCAUGGCAGAUAAGAUGUCUGAUCCUGGAUCAGUAAGUAUUGCUAUGGAGGAUAACCUGUGUAAUGGAGGAACUCAGCCACAGGAAGCUCCAUUGCUAACUCAUCUGAAGAAGGUGGAGAACCACAUUAAAGAGGCACAGCGGUUCUCACACCUCCCCAAACGUAGUACUGUGGACCUGGAGUUUAGAGACCUCUCUUACUCCAUCAGGGAGGGACCAUGGUGGAAGAAACAAGGUUUUACGGCUUUGCUCAAAUGUCUAUCGGGGAAGUUCUGCAGUGGGGAGCUGAUUGGGAUUAUGGGACCAUCUGGGGCUGGCAAGUCCACUUUGAUGAACAUCCUUGCAGGGUACAGAGAAACGGGCAUGAUGGGAGAGAUCCUGGUAAAUGGAAAGCUCAGAGACCUCCGAACCUUUCGUAAGAUGUCCUGUUACAUUAUGCAAGAGGACAAAUUGCUACCUCAUCUCACUGUACAAGAAGCUAUGAUGGUGUCUGCCAACCUGAAGCUUAGUGAAAGCUCAGAGGUGAAGAAAGAGUUGAUAAAAGAAAUUCUUACAGCACUGGGAUUACGUGAGUGUGUCCAUACACGCACAAUCUCUCUCUCUGGAGGGCAGUGUAAAAGGUUGGCUAUCGCCCUUGAGCUAGUAAACAACCCGCCAGUCAUGUUCUUCGAUGAACCAACCAGUGGUUUGGAUAGUGCCUCCUGUUUCCAAGUAGUUACACUGAUGAAGUCUCUGGCACAAGGCGGACGGACCAUCAUUUGCACCAUCCACCAGCCCAGUGCCAAACUCUUUGAGAUGUUUGAUAAGCUGUACAUUUUGAGUCAGGGUCAGUGUAUAUACAAGGGAAGCGUCUCAUUCCUCAUCCCUUACUUGAGUGCACUGGGUCUUCACUGCCCUACAUACCACAACCCUGCAGAUUUCAUCAUAGAGUUAGCGUCAGGGGAGUACGGAGAUUUGAAUCCUGUGCUGUUUGAAGCUGUCCAGGGUGGCAUGUGUGCCUUGGAAGAAAAGAGCUACUGUACUGACAAAAACACCUUAAACCCAUGUGCUGCAAAAUGUGUCAAAGACACAGGACAUGUUGAGAGCCAUACAUUUGCAACAAGCUCUUUGACUCAGUUCUGCAUUCUCUUUAAACGAACAUUUAUUACAAUCUGCAGAGAUCAGGUUUUGACACAUCUGCGGCUAAUGUCACACAUUUUUAUUGGAGUACUGAUAGGCCUGUUGUACCUUAACAUUGGCAAUGAUGCCAGUAAAGUCUUCAACAACACUGGUUUCCUCUUCUUCUCAAUGCUCUUUAUCAUGUUUGGAGCCUUAAUGCCCACUGUUCUCACAUUUCCUUUGGAGAUGGCUGUAUUUCUCAGAGAGCACUUAAACUACUGGUACAGUCUGAAGGCUUAUUAUUUGGCUAAGACAAUGGCUGACAUACCAUUUCAGGUAAUUUGUCCGCUUAUAUACUGCAGUAUUGUGUACUGGAUGACGGAGCAGCCCCCAGAAGCAAGCCGCUAUUUGCUCUUUUUGGCCUUAUCAAUAUGCACAGCUUUCGUAGCCCAGUCUCUUGGGCUUUUAGUUGGUGCUGCCUCCACCUCCCUUCAGGUGGCCACGUUUGUUGGUCCAGUAACCGCCAUUCCAGUUCUGCUCUUCUCAGGCUACUUUGUGAACUUUGACACCAUUCCUGACUACUUGCAGUGGAGUUCUUAUGUGUCCUAUGUUCGGUAUGGGUUUGAGGGUGUCAUUUUGUCCAUUUAUGGAAUGAACCGAACCGAGCUUGAAUGUCCAGGGAGGGUUUGCAAGUUUCAGAGACCUGAAGAGGUUCUGCAGUUGUUGGAUGUAGAAGACGCCAAGCUGUACAUGGACUUCAUUGUACUGGGAAUUUUCUUCGUUAUCCUGCGACUCGCCACCUACAUAGUUCUUCGGUACAAAAUAAAGUGUGAAAGAUAAUAUUUAUCGACCUUGCAUAGUCUCCAGCUCCUGUGGCUAAUUUUCAGACUUCAAUGUCACUUCUCAGGAUGUUACCACUCCUGUUUUGUUUGCAGGUUGUGGUGGUGUACACAUCUGUCUCUGGCUGUGGCUGAAUCUGAUACUGUAAAAUGUAUACAGAAUUUUAAAAAGACACUUCUUAGAGACUAAAAAAAUAUGUUUUCAAUGUCACAUUAAUAAACUUACAGAUCUUGACAUUUUAGUGUCAAACAGCCAGGAUUGCUAUGGUAAAUUCAAAUGUUGCAUUUAAAUAUGGAAAUCACUCUCUCAGUUCAAGGCUUUCUUAUUUUCAACUCAAGCUCACACUAAGGUCAUUUUUUUGCAUUGAAAGUUUUGCAUUAAAAGAUUUAAAGUUAACAUUUUAGAAAGGACAUAAUAGCUGAGGUGAGCUCCACCUCAAAGGAUGUUUACAAAUCUGCUCCUAAUCCACAGUGCCUGUGUGAUAAACCCAAACACUAUACUAUCAAUAAUUUUUGUAGAUGUUUUAUGCCUUUGUUAUAGAAUUCUUGUUAUAAACCUUCUUUUCAUUAUUUUCUUUUUAUUUAGUAUUUAUCUUUAAAGGUGCACUGUGUAAAUUUUAGCUGCAUCUAGUGGUGAAGUGCUGGUGAAUUGCAACCAAUAGCUCAGUCCACUGCUCACCUCUUAUUUUUUAAUCACAUAGAAAAGCUACGGUAGCCGCCACUGGACAAACAUGUCAUCGGAGACAAAAAGUUUGUCCAUUAAGGGCUUCUGUAAAAAACAUGGCGGCACAAAAUGGCGACUUCCAUGUAAGGGGACCCUUGGUAUAUGUAGAUAAAACGUCUCAUUCUAAGGUAAUAAACACAACGGUUCAUUAUGAAAGGUCUUUAUACACCACUGAUAAUAUAGAUUUGUAUAUUAUUUUGCAUUUCUGUCAAGAGAUCUUUCUAAAAAUUACACACUGCACCUUUAAAACUAAAGAUUGUAUGUUACUACCUGGUGCUACAGUCUAUGUAAUAGACUUUUAAAAUAUAUAUAUAUAUAUAUAUAUAUAAAUGAGCAACGUAUUGCUUUUG